CUCUUAGUUGUUUGGUUGCCUACGUGUGGGUAUAAGGCGGUGACCGAGGGACAUGUAAAUUCUAAACUAAUGGAGGUGUUUAUUGUGAUUCAACCUUGAAUAAAUAAUGCGGCAGAGCAAAGAACCCCCUUUCCCUUCCCCUUCCGCUCGAGUCUGCUCUAGGGUUUUUGCCAAGCCGCCGUCGCCGUCGCUCUGCCCUCGUAUCCCCUCCCACGACACCGAGACACCAAGAUGACGGCGCAGACCGCGGAGGAGCUCGCCACCCAGAUCGAGCAGCAGAAGCUCGAGGAGCAGAAGACCGAGGCAGAGGAAGUUGUGGUGGAGGAUGAGGAGGAGGAAGAUGAGGACGAUGACGAUGAUGACAAGGAUGAUGAUGAACUCGAUGAAGGGGAUGCCAGUGGCAAGUCAAAGCAAAGCAGGAGUGAGAAGAAGAGCCGCAAGGCCAUGCUGAAGCUUGGCAUGAAGCCCAUCACUGGUGUCAGCCGCGUCACUGUAAAGAAAAGCAAGAAUAUACUCUUUGUCAUCUCCAAACCAGAUGUGUUCAAGAGCCCGAAUUCCGACACGUAUGUCAUAUUCGGCGAGGCUAAGAUCGAGGACCUCAGCUCCCAGCUGCAGACCCAGGCAGCAGAGCAGUUCAAGGCUCCUGACUUGAGCCAGAUGAUCUUGAAUCCAGAGACGUCUGGCCCGGGACAGGAGGACAAUGAUGAGGAGGUCGACGAAACUGGUGUUGAGGCCAAGGACAUUGAGCUGGUGAUGACCCAGGCAUCUGUUUCAAGGCCCAAGGCUGUCAAGGCCCUCAAGGCUUCUAAUGGGGACAUUGUCACUGCCAUCAUGGAUCUGACAACCUAGGGUGAUAUUUCUGUCCGUGCCACUUUUGUUUUGGAGUGCUAUUGCAACUUGAGUGUUAUAUGUGGACCUAUGCUUCGAUGAUGUUACAUGAUUGCUUCUUGGGUCAAGGUCAUUCAAACAAGGUUUCAUCUUUGCUGGCUUGAAACCUGGCAGUAGUUUAUAGCCCAGAAUGUUUGUCUGUGGUUCUGGUGUUUCAGUAAUGUCACAGUUAUCAAUGGCUCUUAAGUUUCUGCAAUAUCACAGUUUUCUUACAUUUUUCUUUA
This is a messenger RNA of Zea mays, 1112 nucleotides long. RefSeq names its product nascent polypeptide-associated complex alpha subunit-like protein. The transcript has 4 exons. Lineage: Eukaryota; Viridiplantae; Streptophyta; Magnoliopsida; Poales; Poaceae. Bases 232 to 849 code for a protein of 205 amino acids. Gene Ontology annotation, cellular component: nascent polypeptide-associated complex. The record is from RefSeq and is a predicted model, not a curated record.